Molecule: messenger RNA, 1698 nt
Organism: Folsomia candida
Lineage: Eukaryota; Metazoa; Arthropoda; Collembola; Entomobryomorpha; Isotomidae
Product: protein mono-ADP-ribosyltransferase PARP12
Exons: 6
Coding region: 168-1637 (489 amino acids)
Molecular function (GO): NAD+ poly-ADP-ribosyltransferase activity
Source: RefSeq, a predicted model, not a curated record
CAGACCGACCCUUUACCCUUUUCAGGGUCGCCUCUCUCUUUUACCACUACAUCGUUUAACCGUUUCUUUUUCUCAAGUCCAACAAGUAAACUAGUUCACACUAAAACUUUGCAUUUAGUACAACUAAAUAAUUUAAACUGUACAAUUUUAGUAAGAAUUGACAAGUCAUGAUGUCCGACAAGGCUGCAUCUUCAGACCCGACGUCCGUCAUUGUUAAGGAUACUGAGAUUUAUAAGUAUAUUUGCCCAUCUCUCCUUCCAUCCUGUCCGACGUCAUCCAUCUGUCCUUACAAAUUCCACGAGGUAACUCCAUAUAAGUGGGAAGUCAUUGACACAACCACCCCCCUGAGCCAGGAUGACGGGAAAUUGCUGGAGAAACAAUACUCCAAUCCCGACCUCAAUGUAGGGUCUCUGUCUAAAUUUAGUUUGGAUUUUACCACAAUGACCAUCACUUCCUCAGAAGAUGACAGUUUUCCGCUCGGUACAAAAAUCAUGAGGAAAUCGACCCCAACCAGAAAUAUAUGUCCGGACGAGGUAAACGCUUCCGGAUGGACUUGGUACUGGCAGAGGGACGAUAUUGCGGUCAACUGGAGUGAGAUGGAAGUCAAGGGAGGUGGAAAUGAGACCUGCCCAUUCCAAUAUUUGGAACAAAAUUACCAGAAUUGUAAAUCGAAUGGAAAUCCAGAUGACGAUUUUGAGAGGAAAUUUACCAUUUUCGGUGCCAAAAGGCAGGAGUACAGGGUUUCUCUCGAUUUUAACAAGAUGGAACUGUCCAUGGCUGGCGACCCGGAGAAAUACCAAGUCAAACGAAGACCAGACACUUUUAAUAGAUUUAACUGGGUCACGUUCGGUGACCUUGACCCGGAUGGCAAUUUCCGCUUCCCAAUUACAGCCCGCGAGCUAGAAUCGUACUUCAUCAGUGGCGCUAAAAACUUCAGUAUCAACAAAUUUUCAGUGAAUUUAGACACCCGAGAAUUCAUUGAUGCGAGAAAAAUGCCCGCAAAGAUGGUCCGUAUCCGGAGGGAAGCUUUCAAAUCGGGACAACUCCUCGAACUCGAAAAUUCUUAUCCCUCUACGUGGUACGCCAUGCCUAAAUCCAGGAUCUUUGUGACAUUUAAUGUCCCCAAAUUUACCCAAGAAUUUGACAUGGUCGAGAAAAAAGUCUACCCCUUGGAGAUUAUGAGUUUACGACGGAUCCAAAAUCCCGCCUCGUACAAGAGCUAUCUAAGAAUUAAGGAGAGGAUGGAAUGGGAGGCUAGUUGUGUGGAGGGGGUCACGUUAGAGGAAAAAUGGCUUUUCCACGGGACAAAAGACGUCAACAUUAAGCUCAUCUGUGAAACCAACUUUGACCCAACGUUGUCUGGUUCCGCCAACGGUGCGACGCAUGGGAGAGGGACGUACUUUACAAAUGUGGUCGCAACUGCUCGCGGUUAUUCAAACUUGACGUCGUCAAGAGUAUUUUUAUGCCGAGUCCUGGUCGGUCGUAAGAUUCUCGGGGAGAGAGGAAAAUUUCCUCCUUUCGCACUUUGUGGACCCGUCACCAUGGUGGAUAAUUUGGAUAAUCCAACCGUUUUUGUGAAUCCUCGAAUACAUUCCUUUCUACCAGAAUAUAUCGUCGAGUUUCCGCCUGGACGAUGACUUAAGUAAUAUAUUUCCGGGAUCAAAUGUGUAACGUACUGAUUAUUUAUGCACACUAGAC